Messenger RNA from Odobenus rosmarus divergens (Pacific walrus), 2475 nucleotides. It is a transcript of the gene ZNF671, whose product is annotated as zinc finger protein 671-like. Gene Ontology annotation, biological process: regulation of transcription by RNA polymerase II. NCBI's taxonomy places the organism in Eukaryota, Metazoa, Chordata, Mammalia, Carnivora, Odobenidae. The record is from RefSeq and is a predicted model, not a curated record. Gene Ontology annotation, molecular function: RNA polymerase II cis-regulatory region sequence-specific DNA binding; DNA-binding transcription factor activity, RNA polymerase II-specific. The transcript is spliced from 9 exons.
AUGAGGGGCCUUGGCCUUGGUCGCUGGGGAUACCAGGAGCAGAAGCAAAAUCGGCGUUUCCGGCUGAGACCUAAAACGUCAGGGCGGGACCUCCGAUUCGGGCCUUGGCUGGCGACGCCGCUCGGCCUGUCCCGCGGCGGGGCCGGGACCUUGAUCGCCGGCCCGGGCGUCCGCUCCGCCCAGAGUCCGACGGCGGCGGCCGCGCCCAGGGAGCCGCCUCAGACCCCGAAGGCCCGAGCUGCUCGCGUCCCUGCGGCCCAGGCCCCGGUGUCGGACGGGGAGGCGGCGGUGGGCGGGGGCCCCGUGUGCGAGCGCCGGCGUGCUGGCGAACCUCCGCCCAGAGCCACUUACCUGGACCUAUGGCUCAUAGAGAACUACGUUACCCCGAAGCCUACGCGCCGCAGUCCAAUGAAGGCCCGAGAGAGGGGCGUUUCCAGGAGUGCGAAAGGCGGCUGGGCGGGACUUCCGACCCGGGCCGCUCCGGGCCCCGCUGAGCACACCGAGUCCGAUGGCGGCGGCCGCGCCCAGGCACCCGGCUCAGGUAAACGCUCGUCCCCCGGGCCCUCCCCCAACUCAUACCCUAAAGGCUCGAGCCACGGCCGGGUGUCGGACGGGGAGGCGGCGGUGGGCGGGGGCCCCGUGUGCGAGCGCCGGCGUGCUGGCGUCUGUGUGAUCUCAGAGGAUGUGUUUGUGUCCUUCUCCCGGGAAGAAUGGAUGCUCCUUGAUGAUUCUCAGAGACUUUUAUAUCAGGAUGUGAUGCUGGAAAACUUUGCACUUUUAGCCUCACUGGGAAUUGUAUCCUCCAGAUCACACUCAGUCGCCCAACUGGAGCAAAAGGAAGAUCCCCAGAUGCCUGCCCAGGUGGAUAUGACCCCAGUCUCAGAAAGAGAGGCUCAGAAGGGACCUGGACUUGGUGGUUGGUGUGCAGUGGAGGAUGAGGCUACGUCCCCUGAGCAGAGUGUUUCUUUAGAAGGAGGGUCACAAGUCAGGACUCCAGUGGCAGGUCUGAAGCCCCAGCCAUGUGACAUAUCUGGCUCAAUAUUGAAAGAAAUCUUACACCUGACUGAAUACCAGGGGGGAGAAGCCAGGCUGGAACCACACACGGGUGGGGCCUGUUGGAAGCACUUCUGGCUCAGUGCAAACGUCCAUCAGCACCACACUGCAGAGAAAUCCUUCAGAAGAGAUGAGGGCAGGGACUCGGUGAACAGCUGCAGAUUCUAUGUGCCAGAGAAGACCUAUACACACAGUGAGGGUAGAAGGGACUUUACAGUCACCUCUGACCUUCAUCAGCACCAGGUCCCCCACAUUAGGAUGAAGCCCCACAAGAACACCAGGCUUGGGGGAGCCCUUCACCCUGGACAGCGGCAUCACAAGUGCAUCGAAUGUGGGAAAUUGUUCACCCGCAAAGACACACUUACUCGGCACCGGAGAAUCCACACUGGAGAAAGGCCUUAUGAGUGCAGCAAAUGUGGGAAAUUCUUUAGUCAAAGCUGUGACCUUUUUAAACAUGAGACCAUACACACUGGAGAAAGGCCUUAUGAGUGCAGUGAAUGUGGGAAAUUCUUUAGACAAAUCUCUGGCCUGAUUGAACACAGGCGAGUUCACACGGGUGAAAGACUCUAUCAGUGCAGUAAUUGUGGAAAAUUCUUUAGUAGUAAGUCUAACCUCAUUAGACACCAAGAAGUUCACACGGGAGCAAGGCCUUAUGUCUGUAGCACAUGUGGGAAAGAGUUCAGCCGCAAACACACACUUGUUCUGCACCAGAGGACUCACACUGGAGAAAGGCCUUAUGAGUGCAGUGAGUGUGGGAAGGCCUUUAGCCAAAGUUCCCACCUUAAUGUACACUGGAGAAUUCAUAGCAGUGAUUAUGAGUGCAGCCGAUGUGGGAAAGCCUUUAGCUGCAUCUCUAAACUCAUUCAGCACCAGAAAGUUCACUCUGGAGAAAAUCCUUACGAGUGCAGCAGAUGUGGGAAAGCCUUUACCCAAAGGCCAAAUCUUAUUCGGCACUGGAAGGUUCAUACUGGAGAACGGCCUUACGUGUGCAGCAAAUGUGGGAAAGAGUUUAACCGCAAACACACACUUGUUCUCCAUCAGAAGAUUCAUACUGGAGAAAAGCCUUAAUACCACAGCAGAUGUGGGGAAUCCUUUAGCCAAGGCCCCCAACUUAUUGUCCAUUUGAGAAUUCCUAGCAGUGAUUAUGAGUGCAGCAGACGGUGCCACGUGACCAAAGCUCGCAACUCCAGGGUGGAGGACCCCCUCCCGGAGACCGCCAGAGCUCUGGGAGCCACACCGCCCGGAAGAGCCCCGCUCCGAGCGCAGAGCGAGGAGCCAAUGAGGGAACAGCACACGGCGUUUCGAGGCGAGCGCACCCUCCGGGGGCGGGACUUCCGGUCUCGUCCCCCAGUAAGCCUUUCAGCCUCAGGUUGGCUCCGUUUAUCCCGUGAGGUUCCGGAGCGCGGGUCGGGGUCCGGGUGA